AUGCCACAAUUAGUACCAUUCUUUUUUGUAAAUCAAGUAGUAUUUACUUUUGUUAUAUUAACAGUAUUAAUAUAUACAUUUACUAAAUUCAUAUUACCUAGAUUUGUACGUACUUUUAUUUCACGUAUUUACAUAAAUAAAUUAUAA
This is a messenger RNA of Penicillium roqueforti, 147 nucleotides long. The record is from the annotation of a RefSeq genome assembly. NCBI's taxonomy places the organism in Eukaryota, Fungi, Ascomycota, Eurotiomycetes, Eurotiales, Aspergillaceae.